GACUAAUAACGGGGUGAAUUCGAGAGAGCUCCCGCUCUGCUGCUGUGGAAUACAAACAUCUGGCUGAGGAGGAAUGACCUGGAGGAGGCUGCAGAUGCUCCGUGAACAUGUUUAACUCUGUUUCCAGCAGCUUGGUUUCCUCCGGGCCUGAUGAUAUUUUCGAGGAGGACUCCUAUUCUCCGUCCUCCCUCUCCUCGUCGUCGUCCUCCUCCGUCCACACUGUGCCCUCCCUGCAGGCGCAAACCCUGUGCACCUCCUGCGGCCUGGAGAUACUGGACCGAUACCUGCUCAAGGUGAACAACUUGUGCUGGCAUGUGCGCUGCCUCUCAUGCAGUGUGUGUAAGACAUCACUGGGGCGACACGUGACCUGCUACAUCAAAGAUAAACAGGUGUUCUGCAAACUCGACUACUUCAGGAGGUAUGGGACCCGCUGUGCUCGCUGUGGCCGCAACAUCCACUCUAGUGACUGGGUGAGAAGGGCUCGAGGCAGCACCUUCCACCUGGCCUGUUUCUCCUGCACCUCCUGUAAGCGCCAGCUGUCCACCGGGGAGGAGUGUGGACUGCUGGAGAACAGGGUCUUCUGCCGGCCACACUAUGAUAUUAUGAUGGAGAAUAUCAAACGCACUAAGGAAAAUGAGCAACCCAAAGUAGAGGACGAGGCGACGGACAAAGAUGACUCUGGCUCCAUGCCUAGACCUGCUAAGAGGGCCAGGACCAGCUUCACUGUAGACCAGUUACAGGUAAUGCAAACUCAGUUUGCUAAAGAUAACAACCCAGAUGCUCAGACUCUCCAGAGACUGGCAGAGAGGACUGGUCUGAGCCGCAGGGUCAUUCAGGUUUGGUUUCAGAACUGCCGUGCUCGUCAAAAGAAACACAUCAGCCCAAAUUCUGUUUCCUCCACCAUGAUGACACCACCUUUAAUGGAGGAUCUGCAUUACACAACCUUUAUGGCCCCAGACACACCACUCCUCACUACACUGACCUAUAUGGACGUCCAAACUCCAGACCCACUUUUGCUUCAGCCACUCAUAUCCCAUUCACUGACACAGCUGCCAGUCAGCCAUGCCUGA
Seriola dumerili (greater amberjack) is the source of this 1070-nucleotide messenger RNA. Its product is annotated as LIM/homeobox protein Lhx8-like. The transcript is spliced from 8 exons. Lineage: Eukaryota; Metazoa; Chordata; Actinopteri; Carangiformes; Carangidae. Gene Ontology annotation, biological process: forebrain neuron development; regulation of transcription by RNA polymerase II; neuron differentiation. The record is from RefSeq and is a predicted model, not a curated record. Gene Ontology annotation, molecular function: DNA-binding transcription factor activity, RNA polymerase II-specific; RNA polymerase II transcription regulatory region sequence-specific DNA binding. Bases 108 to 1070 code for a protein of 320 amino acids. Gene Ontology annotation, cellular component: nucleus.